Messenger RNA from Diatraea saccharalis (sugarcane borer), 1566 nucleotides. NCBI's taxonomy places the organism in Eukaryota, Metazoa, Arthropoda, Insecta, Lepidoptera, Crambidae. The record is from the annotation of a GenBank genome assembly.
AUGGCUGAUAGCAAGGAGUUAGAUAAGAAGACUACUGACAACAGGCUGAGACCAGCGAUCCGCAGUCACCAGCGCACGCCGUCAGGUUCUCGGGACUUCAAGGAGGCGACGAAGAGAGACGCCCUCGCUCGACUCGAGGUGGAACUAGAACGGCUGCUAGCUACCCUUCCUGAGACCAGAAAACCUCUAGUCACAAAAGAGUUUAAGGGAUUUAAGAACCUCUUUAGUAGAUUUUUAGCAGAGCAGGGUCCGUCGGUAACAUGGGAAAAGAUAGAGAAGCUUCCAGAGGGCGCUGUGAUCGAUUACACGACCCUCACAACUCCAACCACAGAUAACAUCCAUCAUAUGCUCGACAAACUGGUCGUGGUGAAACUGAACGGUGGCUUAGGAACAUCUAUGGGUUGCAAAGGUCCCAAAUCUGUCAUACAAGUUAGGAACGAGCUAACAUUUUUGGAUUUGACCGUACAACAGAUCGAGCAUCUAAACAAAACAUACAAAUGCAACGUGCCGUUGGUCCUUAUGAACUCGUUCAACACUGAUGAAGAUACACAGAAGGUGAUCCGCAAAUACAAGGGCCUCAAGUUAGAUAUCCACACAUUUAAUCAAUCAUGUCACCCGAGAAUCAAUCGGGAAUCACUCUUGCCCAUCCCUAAGACAGGGGACGUGUACGCUGACAUUGAUGCUUGGUAUCCACCCGGUCACGGCGACUUCUACGAAUCGUUCCACAACUCCGGCCUCCUGCAGAAGUUCAUCGCGGAAGGCAGAACGUAUUGCUUUAUCAGUAACAUCGACAAUUUGGGCGCGACCGUUGACCUGAACAUCCUGAACCUCCUACUGAACCCAGACCCACAACGGCCGAUUUCUGAAUUCGUGAUGGAAGUGACCGAUAAGACUAGAGCUGAUGUAAAAGGUGGUACGUUGAUUCAAUAUGAGGACAAAUUGAGACUAUUGGAAAUAGCUCAAGUUCCCAAAGAGCACGUAGAUGAUUUCAAAUCGGUCAGUCAGUUCAAGUUCUUCAAUACGAACAAUCUUUGGGCGAAACUGGACGCUAUCCAGAGAGUAGUGGACCAGGGCUCGUUGAACAUGGAAAUCAUAGUGAACAAUAAACAUACAGCUGACGGCUUGAACGUUAUUCAACUGGAGACAGCUGUGGGUGCAGCCAUGAAGUGUUUUGAAGGAGGGAUUGGCGUGAAUGUUCCUCGGAGCCGUUUCUUACCAGUCAAGAAGACUUCCGACUUACUUUUGGUGAUGUCGAACUUGUAUAGUCUAUCCCAUGGAUCUUUAGUGAUGUCUCCUCAAAGGAUGUUCCCGACGACGCCAUUAGUUAAAUUGGGGGAUAACCAUUUCGCGAAGGUCAAAGAGUUCCUGAAUAGAUUCGCGUCUGUUCCGGAUAUUAUAGAGCUGGAUCACUUGACUGUAUCCGGGGAUGUUACGUUUGGCAGAGGAGUGUCCUUAAAGGGCACAGUUAUUAUUAUCGCUAACCAUGGCGACAGGAUCGAUAUACCAUCGGGGGCUCUUCUGGAAAACAAAAUAGUGUCUGGAAACCUACGAAUCUUAGAUCACUAG